GAACUGGCUUUGACUAUCGCUUUGCUUUGCUUUGCCCGUACAAUUACAGGUCAUUGGCGCUGUUCCUCACAGGCGGUGAUAGCUUGACAAGACACUGCCAAUAUUUCCCAGAGUUACAUAUCCAGUGCAACCACGUACUUCUACUGAGAAUAAUACAGCAUCUCCGCAGGUGUACAAUCAACGCUGAACUGAGGCGAACCUCCACUGGAAACCAUUUUCUGACAGGAAAUACCUAUCACAAUACGACAGUUACUGGACGAUGAUGCCUUUCCGCAUGAUCGUCGAUAAUCAGUCUGGAUACCAUCGAUUAACGACACUCUUUUCCUUGACCGCGAGGGACACUACUGCUGAGACAAGUGUAGUCAUCCGUAUGCUUGUUGACACGAGACAUGUGGUAGGCUGUACCUUCCUUUAUCUCAUCCAUCGAUUAGCUGGCUUUCGAGUCCGAAGCUGUCUCGGAUCGAUUCAAUCUCUACAAACCAGUCGAGGAAUCUGAUUCAACACACUCUUGCGAGGCAAACCGACAGAUUUAUUAUUUCUCGGAUAGUAAAUCACAAGAUCAUAUGUACCGCAAAUGACCAGCUAUCGACUUGUAG
Molecule: messenger RNA, 596 nt
Organism: Serpula lacrymans var. lacrymans S7.9
Lineage: Eukaryota; Fungi; Basidiomycota; Agaricomycetes; Boletales; Serpulaceae
Exons: 2
Source: RefSeq, a predicted model, not a curated record